AUGCACAGAAAAGCAAGGUUAGCCAAUUUACUUUUAAAUACUCUUAAACCCAACGAUAAAUAUAUUAGGUCUAAUCAAAAAUUCAAGAAAUUCCAAAUAUACUCUCGUAAUCAUCAACAAUUGCAUUCUCCUAUCAAUCAUCCUACACCUCAACAAACAUCAACUCCUCGCUCACCAGUUGAAAUCAAAGAUUGUUCUAAAAACAAGAAAAUAUCGUCCAUGUAUUCGCAAAAUUAACAUCCAAAAAAAUCAAAUACCUACUUUUUAAAUAUACUUAAAACAUAAUUGACACGAAUAGAUAAAAACAUAAAUUAAUUAAUUCAAACUAGUAGAUAACAAAUCACUGAACCAGAUGAUCUUAACAUUACUUCAAAAAGAACCAAAUAAACUAUUAUUAAAACAAUUAAAAAUCAUCCUCCAUACAAAUCUGAAGAUAGUAUCGCCCUAAAUAAACGUAUUCUUCCUCAAAUAAAAAAGCAUACUCCACCUAGCAAUCUUUUAGCAAGAACUUAAUUACGCCUAUCUAGAUUUGCUGUCCAUUGUAUUAAUUGA
Paramecium tetraurelia is the source of this 552-nucleotide messenger RNA. RefSeq lists its product as uncharacterized. The record is from RefSeq and is a predicted model, not a curated record. Lineage: Eukaryota; Ciliophora; Oligohymenophorea; Peniculida; Parameciidae. The transcript has a single exon.